AGCUCCAAAGUCAUAUGAUCGAUUCGUGACAGAGAGCUCGCCGUUCUCCACUCGCAAAGAUGGCCAGCCAGACGCAGGGUAUUCAGCAGCUUCUGGCCGCCGAGAAGCGCGCCGCGGAGAAGGUCUCGGACGCCAGGAAACGUAAGGCACGUCGUCUGAAGCAGGCCAAGGAGGAAGCUCAGGAUGAGAUCGAGAAGUAUCGACAGGAACGAGAGAAACAGUUCCGUGACUUCGAAGCCAAGCACAUGGGUUCGAAGGAGGACGUGGCUGCGCGCAUCGAGGCAGAUACGCGACUCAAGAUAGAAGAAAUGAAUCAGACCGUAGCUGUGCACAAAAACACGGUCAUGCUUAAAAUCUUGGAUUUGGUAUACGAUAUCAAGCCGGAGCUGCACACUAAUUAUCGCAUUGAGUGUACGCAUUAGAUGUCAUUCCAUGAUUCUGUCGCAUCGAGGACGCGUGAGAUGAGAUUUUUCCCUACAGCCUCCCGCGGUUCACGGACACGCUCCCAGUCGACGGUGGACCACGCGACGAUGUAGCGACAUUCGAAACCUCCUAAUCUUUUUACGUUUUCAAAUCUCUGUUGAUAUUGCGGGCACCUUUGCCUUACAUAUAAUAUCCUUGUCUCUGUGAGCUGGUUGGUUGUACAGUAUUAGUGUUCAAAAUACAAAAAAAAGGAAAGAAAAAUUCA
Molecule: messenger RNA, 688 nt
Organism: Wasmannia auropunctata (little fire ant)
Lineage: Eukaryota; Metazoa; Arthropoda; Insecta; Hymenoptera; Formicidae
Gene: Vha13
Product: V-type proton ATPase subunit G
Exons: 5
Coding region: 60-422 (120 amino acids)
Biological process (GO): proton transmembrane transport
Cellular component (GO): vacuolar proton-transporting V-type ATPase complex
Molecular function (GO): proton-transporting ATPase activity, rotational mechanism
Source: RefSeq, a predicted model, not a curated record